AUGGAUGUUAUUACGAACCCUAAUAACCGAAAGUGGUUCUCCUCCCUUGUUCAGAUUGUUUUUGUUGUGGUUGUUGUCUGUGUUGGUGUUGAUGUUGUUGUUGUCUCUGGCAAUGUUGUUUUCACAAGACCUUUCUGUGUAGAGUAUAGGUGGGAGAAGAGAGGUUCAGGGGAUUUGUUAUUGUUAGCAAACCCUCUACAUAUUCAACUUUUAUGUGAUAUUAUUGAUUGUGAUGUUACUGUUUUAACUGGUUUUAAGUAUAAAAGCAUUGAUGGUGAUCUUGUUGGUAUUCUUGGUGAUUCUUGGUUUUUAAAAACUGAUCCUGUUUAUGUAACUUGGCACUCUACAAAUGGUGUGAAGAAAGAAUACCAUAAGGAAAUUGUUUAUGCUCUUUUGAAAGAUGUUGAGGAGAUAGAUUCAUCAGCAAUAACAACAACUUCUUACUUUUAUGGAAAAUUGAUUGCUAGAGCUGCGAGGUUAGCGUUGAUAGCAGAAGAGGUUUUCUUAUUUGAUAUGAUUCUAAAGGUUAAGAUUAAGAAGUUUUUGAAGGAAACUAUUGAGCCUUGGCUUGAUGGAACUUUUAAUGGAAAUGGUUUUCUAUAUGAUCACAAAUGGGGAGGGAUUGUAACCAAACAAGGCUGUGCUGAUUCCAAUGAUUAUAUUGGUACUGAAUUCUAUAAUGCUCAACUUAAUCAGUUGGGGUAUUUUCUUUAUGGUAUUGCUGUUCUGGUUAAACUUGAUCCUGAUUGGGGAAGAAAGUUUAAGCCUCAAGCUUAUUCACUUAUGGAAGAUUUCAUGAACCUGAAUAUCAUACUUCAAAUUUCUAAUUGUAUGUUAUUGAAUUAA
Molecule: messenger RNA, 846 nt
Organism: Trifolium pratense (red clover)
Lineage: Eukaryota; Viridiplantae; Streptophyta; Magnoliopsida; Fabales; Fabaceae
Product: primary septum endo-1,3(4)-beta-glucanase-like
Exons: 2
Coding region: 1-846 (281 amino acids)
Molecular function (GO): endo-1,3(4)-beta-glucanase activity
Source: RefSeq, a predicted model, not a curated record